ACGAAAAAACUGAAGCAGAAAAAAAGGAUGAAAUAUGUUUCGAAGAUGCUUGUCUGAUGUAUUUGUUUCAAAUCAAUUUUGAAAAUGGAUGAAAACGAGAGAUCGACCCUAGGGUUUUCAGUCAAGAAAGAAGAAAUAACGAUAGAACAUAAUGAUUCGAAAGAAUUUCCACUAUCGUAUGAAUGUGCGGACACGACGAAAACAGUGAAUACUGAAACGAAAUCGGAAGAUUCGAGUUUUUCCCUCGACGAAAGCGAUUUCCCACAGAUAUCGAGCGACGAUGAAAGUUCGGGAUCAACGUUUUCCUGUCGGUUCUGCGAAUUCAAAACAAAGUACAAGGGUAACUUGAAGCAGCACGCAAACUCUAAACAUUUGGGAAAACUGGAUCUGUGCCAAUUCUGCGGAAGGAGAUACAAGGACCGCAGUAACUUGAACAGACACAUUCGAAUAGCACACAAGCACUUGAAGAGCCAUAAAAGAUCGCUCCAAUAUCUCAAGAUUCAUAAUUGUAUCUACUGUGAUUUUACCACGACUAGGAAAGAAAACCUUCAGUCACACACGAACUCGUUACACACUCUCGAGAACGUUUUCCCAUGCGAAAUUUGCAGUUACGUCGGAACCCGGAUAGAUUCCUACAGGAGACAUGUGCAGGCCAUGCACGAGACCAAGAUCAAAAGUUACAAGUGCAGCCGGUGCGAUUUCAGCACACCCCGAAGGGAUUUCCACGACGCACAUUUUCAGGAGGAACACGCCAGUAACGAAAAGACUUUUCCGUGCCAGUUCUGCCACUACCGAGCCACCUUUCCUUGCAAUCUUAAACGGCACAUAAUGAGGAAACACUCUUCUUAAACUACCGUUCAUUUUUUGUGUGGAUUUCCUGUUGAGUUUAUUGAUGUUGUAUUAGGUUUUAUCCAGAAUAAAGUUGAUAUUUUUU
Messenger RNA from Coccinella septempunctata (seven-spotted ladybird), 934 nucleotides. Its product is annotated as zinc finger Y-chromosomal protein-like. The transcript has 3 exons. Bases 85 to 849 code for a protein of 254 amino acids. Gene Ontology annotation, cellular component: nucleus. NCBI's taxonomy places the organism in Eukaryota, Metazoa, Arthropoda, Insecta, Coleoptera, Coccinellidae. Gene Ontology annotation, biological process: regulation of gene expression. The record is from RefSeq and is a predicted model, not a curated record.